AAAUCAAAUAUAUUUUUUAAAUAUUUGUCGUAUCGGAGUUUAAUUGUAUAUUUAAUUUUUUUUUUUAUUUAACAUCAGACUAUUCCGAGAAAUAUCAUUCAAAAAAAUAAUAAUAAUAUAUGAUUUUUUUGGUCCACACACAGAAGAUUUGUCGUUGAACCUGUUUUUCUCAUAAAAAAAAAAAAAAAAAAAAAAUGUCUUGUGCCGCUAUGAUUUUGCAAUAUCCGCUUUUAAUAUAAUUAGCAUUAUUUAAUCGUAAAUUUAUUAAAGUUAAAAAAAAAGUAAAAUUCCAGUUUUCAGUCAAAAACUAAUAAAAUUAAAAAAUAAAAAAAAAUUCUCACAUUUAUCUACAUAUUUAAAAAAAAAAAAAAUAAAUCAAUCCAUCCAUCGAAAUUCAUUAAAAAUGCAACAAGAAACUAAGAAAAUUAAGAAAAAAAAAAAGGCAAAAAAAGGAGUAAAAAUGACGAUUGAACAACGAGUUAAUUUGUUGAAAGAAAAGAGUCAACGUGAGUGUAAAAUGGGUACAAUAAAUAGCAAAAUUUUAGAUGAUUUUUGGUAUGAAAUAAUGACUCAAUUCAAGACGUCUGACAUAAGAAAGGACAUCCGGAUCAUCAAAAAAUUUAUUCAGCGUGGCCUUGACAUUAUGGAUUUCAGGAUAAUUGGAUCAAUAGAAGAAUGGGAUGAAGCCGAAUUGUUGUAUAAAAAAAAUUUUGCCUCACACGUAGAAAAUAUUGAAAGAUUUGAAAAAAUAUAUAAUCAAAGAUUAAAUGCUCAGCAAGAAUUUUACAAUGAUAAAAUGAAUUUUCUAGUCAAUGAGGCCGAUGUAGAUACUGAUAAAAUUCAUUCGGUUCACAGUGAAACCAUGAAUUUUUUACAAUCUGUUGUAAUAUCUGGAGAUAAAAAAAUUAAAAAUUCCUUACAAAAUACUCAAAGUGCAGUAAUAACCAAGUUGGACAACGCAAGAGAAGACGGACAAAAUUUUAAUGAAAUGGCCUUAAUUGAAUUGGAAAGAAAAAUUUUUAACUAUCAAAAUGAUUUUAAUGAUGUUGUAUCAAAAUAUCAUAACGAUACACGAGAACGUCUUGUGUUGUUUGAAAGACUCAAAAAAAAUGAUACAAAAGAUCAGCAAAUAAUGAUAAGUCAAUCAUUACAAAUUGGUCAAUUAAUUAAUUCAAUUAAUAAACUGAAAGAUAUGAUUGUACAGUUGAAAAUUAACAUUGAUCAAAAAAUUAUAAAUAUUUCAUGUAAGAAAAAUUCAACUGAAGAAAUUUAUAUGGAAAUGAAAGAGUGUUUUCGUCAAGACCAAGAAAAAUGUAAAAAACGAUUAACUAUUUUAACGAAAAAUUUUAAUUCAACAAUGGAAUAUCUUGGAGGAUUUGCAAAAAAAACUCGGCUGUUAAUUGAUUUAAUUAAAAUUUGCCAAAAAUAUGAAAUGCAAAGUGACAAAAUUUUACCACUUGGAUAUAAUCAGAGUGAAAAAGAAAGAGGCUUUGAUUUUUUUUGGUAUCGAGUUGGACUAGUUGAGCAUGAUACAAUAAAUUUAAAAAAAAAAUUAAAUAGAUUAAAAUUACAAUCAAAUUGUUUAAAAUCACAAAUAAGAUAUAAAUUUGAAAAUCAAUGUAGAGAAAAAUCUUUCAAACAUCCUCAAAUUACUAACAAAAUAUUGAUGUUGAAAUAUAAUAUAUCUAAGUAGAUCAAUUAUUAUUAUUUAUUUAAAUUCUUAAAAAAAUAAAUAGUUUAUUCAAUUUAAUAAAGUAAAUAAGUGUUAUACCAUGUA
This is a messenger RNA of Aphidius gifuensis, 1777 nucleotides long. RefSeq lists its product as uncharacterized. Bases 404 to 1693 code for a protein of 429 amino acids. The transcript has 6 exons. Gene Ontology annotation, biological process: regulation of cilium movement; cilium-dependent cell motility; axonemal dynein complex assembly. Lineage: Eukaryota; Metazoa; Arthropoda; Insecta; Hymenoptera; Braconidae. The record is from RefSeq and is a predicted model, not a curated record. Gene Ontology annotation, cellular component: axonemal dynein complex; axoneme.